GGGGGGCGUCCCCUUGCGCCCGGACCCCGCGCUGGCGCCCCCCGGGCCGCCGCCCGGCGCGGGGGCCAUGGCGUUCACCUUCGCCGCGUUCUGCUACAUGCUCACCCUGGUGCUGUGCGCCUCCCUCAUCUUCUUUGUCAUCUGGCACAUCAUAGCCUUUGACGAGCUACGGACUGACUUCAAGAACCCCAUUGACCAGGGGAACCCAGCGCGGGCACGCGAGCGGUUAAAAAACAUCGAGCGCAUCUGCUGUCUCCUGAGGAAGCUGGUGGUUCCGGAAUACUCCAUCCACGGCCUCUUCUGUCUGAUGUUUCUGUGUGCAGCAGAGUGGGUGACCCUGGGCCUCAACAUCCCCCUCCUCUUCUAUCACCUUUGGAGGUACUUCCACCGUCCUGCGGAUGGCUCUGAGGUCAUGUAUGAUGCGGUCUCCAUCAUGAAUGCUGACAUCCUCAACUACUGCCAGAAGGAGUCCUGGUGCAAACUCGCCUUCUACCUGCUCUCCUUCUUCUAUUACUUAUACAGUAUGGUUUAUACGUUGGUGAGUUUCUAAGGGGGAAGCCGGCCAGGGAGCAAGCCCAGAACGGACCGGACGCCUGUGCACCCCCAGCCCUGCCCCUCUGGCCACAGAGGCCUCAGUCCUGAGGGAGGGGGCACUGGUGCCCCCCCAACUCUUCACCCCCCAAACUGCUGCUGCGGGGACCCUCCCGCCUUCAGAGCCCCUUCCUUUCAGACUAGGGCCAGGCAGAGCUCUAAACCCAGGCAGGGACCCUUCUGCCAGCCUGUAGCUAGGCAUGGCACUGGGUCCAGGAAGGGGUGGGACUUCUGGUCAUGUCCAUUUCAGGGGAAACUCGGGCCCUGCCACCAAGCAAAGCUUGACCCUGGAAAUUCUGGGCUGCCCCCCUAAGCCCCUAACCUGAGGCUCCCCCUGCAGGUGAGGGGGCACCCAUGCCAGGAAUGAGCAGGCUCAACAAGGGGGCAGCCCCACCCCUAGUCUGCCCUCCUCCUCCCCCCAGGCUCUCUCCAGCCCUGUCUAUUUGUCCCAGCCCCAGCCACCCUGUCUCUUGGACCUAUUUUCUAUGUCGCCCGGAGGAGUCCGGCACCCCCUCCCCGGCCAUUUGUGACAAAAGAUGAAUAAACUACUGCAAACACA
Molecule: messenger RNA, 1150 nt
Organism: Jaculus jaculus (lesser Egyptian jerboa)
Lineage: Eukaryota; Metazoa; Chordata; Mammalia; Rodentia; Dipodidae
Gene: Cnih2
Product: cornichon family AMPA receptor auxiliary protein 2
Exons: 6
Coding region: 68-550 (160 amino acids)
Biological process (GO): regulation of AMPA receptor activity; vesicle-mediated transport
Cellular component (GO): synapse; dendrite
Source: RefSeq, a predicted model, not a curated record